Molecule: messenger RNA, 1495 nt
Organism: Coniophora puteana RWD-64-598 SS2
Lineage: Eukaryota; Fungi; Basidiomycota; Agaricomycetes; Boletales; Coniophoraceae
Exons: 4
Coding region: 36-1160 (374 amino acids)
Source: RefSeq, a predicted model, not a curated record
CCCCUGAGUCGGGCCCGCUACCCCAACCUGGCCAGAUGAGCACGUACCAGACGCACGUAUUCGCUCCGCCCGUCACAGGCGCACCAGGCGCAAUGAGAAGGUCCAAGCUUCCGCUUGGAUCAGCUAGCCAACCCACGCUCGAAAGUCCGCCCAGCCUCGCGCAAAUCCCCACCGCACCACCGGCUGUGACGGUCUCUGCUCCGCUAGCGGAGGUAGCGAGCGAGCCUGUCCGCACAGGAUCGACUUUCCCGGGCACCAACGCACAAGGCCAGCGGAUAUGUCGGCAGUGCGGGCUUCCCGGACGCUACAAGGACGGCAAGUGCGUCGAAAAAUGGGGUCCGGGGCCAGAGGGGCCAGGUACUGUCUGCGACCGGUGUCGCAAGAAGAUGAAACGCGUCGAGCGCAGAGGCACGCUCGAGUCGCAGCAGCAGCUCGCCGCGCAGCAGUCACAGUCGCAGACCCUCCCGUCCCACCACCCCUCCGCGCGCCCGCCGCAUCCGCUGCAGGCCCAGGUCACCGCGCCCUCUGUCGACCGCGAACGAGAGCGGGGUAUUGCCCGCUCGGACACCAUGCCCGUCUCGCACGGCGGCGGCAUCGGCCCCGGCGGCACGCAGCUCCUCUCGUCUGCGCCUGGGCCGUACGACCGCGAGCGCUCCGAGCGCUCGAGAGAGCAGACGCGCUCGAGGGUGGAGCAUCUGCGCAAGGAGGACGAGCAUAGUCGCGAGCGCGAGUUGCGGGAUAGGGAACGGAGCCGGGAUAGCCGCGAGGCCGGCGGUCCCAGGCCUGGGUCGGCUGCCAGCGGUGCGGGCAGCGGGGGCAGCGGCACGCGGCGGACGCCGCCGAGUCCACCGGCGAUCGCGACGCUGCAGCCACAUGCAGACGCGGACGGAGAGGACGAGAACGAGAAUGAGAAUGAGAGCGAGGGCACGGACGAGAAGCCGCCGAGGGAGUCGCAUGUCCGGUCGACGUCUGCGCGGGAUUCACCGCGCGUGGGGCCUGGUGCAUAUGGCGCAAAACGAGCCUCGCCGCCGCUCAGCAACCGCAGCGCGGACGCGGACGGCGACGCAGAGGGCGACGUGGACGCAGACGAUGACAUUCUCGCCGCCGUCGACGCUGCCGAGCAGUCGAAAUCGUUCAAGGACGAGGACAUGGCCGAUUGAUCGACUCUCGUCUCGCGAUACGCUCGCAUGAUGCGAUGCGACCAUAGGACAGAUUCCGCGUAUCCCCAGCUUUCCAACAACCUUGCUUUUACUGCCUUCCUAUACGUAACUUAUGGCGCUAUCCACUCCUUGACGGAAAAAGAGAAGAAAAACUUCCAAUCGUACGGAUACUUUGCACUAAUUCUUUGAUCCACUCGAACCUGCACAUUCACCUCUAUAGCCAUAACCACCGGGAUACAUUCUUACAGAAUCUUCGCUUCUUCAUUUUUUUUUACAUUGGCCGUCGACGUUUACGUUUAGAUAUGAUGUGCUGCUGCUGUCCACAACGAACCAAC